Molecule: messenger RNA, 258 nt
Organism: Fusarium odoratissimum NRRL 54006
Lineage: Eukaryota; Fungi; Ascomycota; Sordariomycetes; Hypocreales; Nectriaceae
Exons: 3
Coding region: 1-258 (85 amino acids)
Source: RefSeq, a predicted model, not a curated record
AUGUCCGAUGACCAGCAAAAGAAUGGAUCGCCUGAGUACACCCCAGGCGGCAAGCGACCAUUCGUCUCUACAUAUGAUAAUGCACCCAGUCUCAAAGUGGGAGACAGCGUCUACUUGCUGAACACCGAUGGAUCCAGAGAGGGCCCGUAUCUUGUUGCGACAGCCCCAGUUUCUGGACAAUGCACGCUUUGUUAUACCAAUGGGAGCCCAUUCAGAAACAAUGCAGGCAUUGAUGUGGAUGAGCUGGAGGCCUGUUGA